AUGGACGUGGCACCAUCAGCCCCAACAACAAACGUUCAACUGGAACCAAAAAGUCUGCAAACGGAUUUUUAUGGACGAUUAUCGUCUUUAUGUUGCUUGUCUUCCCCAACAUAACCAGUGGAGCUAAGGAAUUAAAUGCCAGCACAGCGUUUGAUAAUACCUGGACAACAGCGACUGAUUUGGAAACGGAGUUACAGCAAAAAAGAUCGGUCAAAGUGUAUCCACCAUCUACGAGCAGCAUUAUUAAUCGCAUGGCCAUCUAUGGUGGUUGGACAGCCUGGUCCGAGUGGUCAAUGUGUUCAAGGCCUUGUGAUGGAGGUGUUAUGCAGCAGACGCGACGUUGUCAAAAUAUAAACUCGUGUGAGGGGGAGCGUAUACGUUAUCGCAUAUGCAAUACGCAACCAUGUCGAGAAAAAAUAGACUUUCAAGGGCAACAGUGUACGGCACUUAAUGUGGUGCCCUAUGCAGGGGUGUUGUACACUUGGACACCGCAAUAUGAUGCCAAGGAACCAUGUGCGCUGGCCUGCAAAGGUAUUCCCACCCAUUUGGCCAAUGCUCACUCUCCCAAGGCCGAAGAGCAAAGCGUUUUAGUGCCAUUAAGUCCCCAUGUAAUGGAUGGUGCCAGAUGUAGACCUCCCAGUCUGGACAUGUGUGUCCAAGGAAAUUGCGAGAGCAUUGGCUGUGAUUUGAAAAUUGGCUCAACUAAAACAAUUGAUAUCUGUGGCGUUUGUGGCGGCAAUGGCAGCUCCUGUUCACCAUCACUCUAUCAUUGGGAAUUGGUACCGAUGUCCCUAUGCUCUGUCUCCUGUGGCGGUGGUUAUAAAAUGCCUCGCAUUGUGUGUCGCAAUCGUAUCACCGGCAUCGAGGUGGAGGAUACUCUGUGCCAUGCUGCUAAUCGUCCUGAGCCAUCGGUGGAGCUGUGCAAUACCCACACAUGUCCGCCCAGAUGGAUAGCUGAUAAUUGGAGUCCUUGUGACCGUGCUUGUGGUCCUGGCAUUCGCAAUCGUAUGGUGGUUUGUGCUGAAGAAAAUAAUGGAAUUAAGACAAGGGUUACUGAUAUGCUUUGCCCUAAGCCGAAACCCCCAACCCAGGAGCAAUGCAUAAUAGCAGAAUGUCCAAAGUGGAAGGUCGAAAAAUGGUCCACGUGCUCCGAGUCCUGUGGCCAGGGUAUACAAAUGCGUAAUGUCGAAUGUAAUUCAGCCGAUGGAGGACUAAGUACGAAAUGCGAUCCCCUAACUAAGCCAGCAAGUGUUCAAAGUUGUACCACGGGAAUAAUGUGCGAGACCAGCUCAUUAAUUGGACCAAGGGUUUCCUUAAGUAUGGAUGAAGCCUUACUAGGCGAAGAUGAUGCUGACGACAAUGAUGUCAAUGACGAUGAUAUGAACGACGAUCAUGAUGAUAAUGACUCGGAUAUCGAUGAUUUUGCCGAUGACACUUUCUACAAUAAUCAACCGAUUUACCUGCAUCAUAGAAUGAGUCGAUUUGAACAUGAACAACCCGAGGGACCUCAAAUGAUGCUGUUGCAGUCUUCAACGCGAUAUAAUUCGGAUGAGUCAAUGCCUUCGGAACCAACCUAUAUGAAAGAUCCCGACUGGUCUCCCUGCAGUGUUACAUGUGGCGUAGGCAUACGCCGCCGCACCUACAAAUGCAAAAUAUUUUUACAAUUCUCACGCACCUUGGCCACCAUUAACGAUACCAUGUGCGAGGGUAAGAAGCCCCAUGACGAGGUGGAACGUUGUGUUGAGGAGCCUUGUGUCAUGCCCUCGCAUGGCUUUGAGGAUCAAUAUCAUAGGGAUGCCAUAAAAGUGGGUGUUUCCGAGCCCGGCAAGACCUAUGUGUGGCGUGAGCAAGGCUACACCUCUUGCAGUGGCAGUUGUUUGGGUGGCAUUGAGGAGCUCAUCAUCAAUUGUGUCCGGGAGGAUAAUGGCCGGGUGGUUUCACCAUUCCUAUGUGCUCCUGAGACAAAACCAGAGGCGCGCAUAAGAACCUGCAAUGAUAGACCCUGUCCACCUCGCUGGAAUUACACCGAAUUUACUCCAUGCUCAAAAUCCUGUGGCAUAGGCAUUAAGACUCGCGAAGUCCAGUGCGUUCAUGAGGUAACGCGAGGAGGCGACAAUGCCAUGGUAGUGCCCAACAGCAUGUGUCCCCAGCCACCUCCUGCCGAUCGUCAAUAUUGCAACGUGCUAGAUUGUCCAGUGCGCUGGGAGGUUAGUGAGUGGUCGAAAUGCUCUCACACCUGUGGCUAUGGCAUCAAAGAGCGUAAGGUCGAAUGCAAGCAGAUUAUGGCUCAGGAGCAUAAACUCGAAAGGCCCGAAACCAUGUGUUCCAGUGGUAAACCUCCCGAGAAGAAGCCUUGCAAUAUUAGACCCUGCCCGGCGCAAGAACCCAAGCCUGUUAUAGAAAUCAGCAAUACCACCCACAUACAGCAUGAUCCGAAAAAAUCCAAAAUCACUCUUAAUAUUGGGGGAGCUGGUGUCGUAUUCUUUGGUACCCAGGUGAAAAUUAAAUGUCCCGUCAAGGGCUAUGAUCGCUCUAAAAUCAAAUGGACUUUGGAUAAUAAGCCUUUGGAGAAAUCGAGAAAAUUUAAAAUGUCUAAAAAGGGAGCUCUGCACAUAGGGAAUAUCACAUUUAGGGAUGCCGGUGUUUAUGCCUGCCAAGCUGGACCCAGCAGUGCGGAGAUAACGAUAGAUGUCAAAGCGAAACCGGGUCAAAAGCAAACGGAAUUGGAACAACAAGAACGAUUACAGCGCGAAGGCAGUGAAUCGGAUUUAUUGGAAGCUGCUGAAAUAAGUGCGCCCACCAAUAGCACUCAAACCACACGUCAAAAACAGCAACAGUAUGCCAAAGAACGUAACCAACGACCCAAGUCCAAUGGCAAGCAACUCCAUAGUGAUGGCAGUAUAACAGGUGAUGAGCAUUCACAUUUAAUUCAACAGGCGCAGGAUGGUUUUUCACAGUCAAGUGCCAACAGCGGCAGCAGAAGUCGUCACAGCAGCAUCCUUAUGGUGCUGCCCCAUUUGCAUAGUCUGGCCAGUAAAUUGCAGAUAUAUCGUUGUGAUUCCCCUUUCCUACAUUUCACCAUUAAGGUGUGCACUACUCUGGUAGUGGUUAUGCUAAUUUUAGAAUUUUCCACCAAAUACAUGGCAGUAAUAUUGACAACAUUGCCUGCAAUAAUGUUGCAGUUGCUAGAGCGAAUGUAGCUGGAAAUGUCAUCGCUCGCAAGCGAAGCGCAAAUUGCUGCGGAAUCAGUGGUUGCAGUGUUCGCAGAAAUGUCGAGUCGCUGUUUCAGGCUUUAGACUUUGCUCCUUUUUUUAAUUAUUAAAAAAAUGUAUUUGGCAAAAUAUAAACAACUGAAAACGAAGCCACAGAGACCGCCGCAACUGAUUGCUAUUAACUCGAUUUUGUAAAUCUUGUAUGUCCACGGAAUACGAGAUGACCAUCAAGACCAAUUUAAAUGGUGCCACAGCGCAAGCUGCUGGGAUGGUUUGCAAUGUGUUAAAGUCCUGAACAGAGCCCCCCAAUGUUCUUUGUUGUCACCAGGGGAACGAGUCACCUCGUAUCCUGUAGUAUGGUUUGGUAUGCCACCCAAAAAAAUAAAAAAAAGAUAUAAAAUCUUUGAGAAAAAAAACCAAAACAAAAACACAUCCACGCCAUUGGUUCGCAUCGUUGUUACGAGGAGAAAUACUUCUUCAACAUUUUAUACUGCAAUUGAUCUUUUCUAAUAAUUAAGACUAUUUUGUAUUGAUCCCAAGUGCCUUUAUGAAAUAAACAAAUGUUGACCUCUAAAUCAAUGUAAUUAAUGAAAUGUACGAAGAGUAUUGACAAAAGAAAUUAAAUUUAAUUAAAUCAAUUAUUAACUAUUUUUCUUUUCGAUUUGUAUAAUUUGUUGCCUAACUACAUACAUACAUACAAACAUACAUAAUUGCUAAAAGAACAUACAUAUGGUACUAAAUUUAAGGAAAAAAGCAAAACAAGAAAAAAAAAACGAAAACAGAAACUCCUCCAUAUUCUUCUAAUUUGAAAUAAAUUUUGUUUUCCAAUAUUGUCUAAGUAUGAAUAACAAGAAGAAACCCAGAUAUGUGAAAUAAUGAAAUA
This is a messenger RNA of Stomoxys calcitrans (stable fly), 4095 nucleotides long. RefSeq names its product ADAMTS-like protein 1. Gene Ontology annotation, molecular function: metalloendopeptidase activity. The record is from RefSeq and is a predicted model, not a curated record. Gene Ontology annotation, cellular component: extracellular matrix. The coding region runs from base 90 to 3200 and encodes 1036 amino acids. Gene Ontology annotation, biological process: extracellular matrix organization. Lineage: Eukaryota; Metazoa; Arthropoda; Insecta; Diptera; Muscidae. The transcript has 17 exons.